Molecule: messenger RNA, 6251 nt
Organism: Pteronotus mesoamericanus
Lineage: Eukaryota; Metazoa; Chordata; Mammalia; Chiroptera; Mormoopidae
Gene: PFKFB1
Product: 6-phosphofructo-2-kinase/fructose-2,6-biphosphatase 1
Exons: 14
Coding region: 512-1927 (471 amino acids)
Biological process (GO): fructose metabolic process; fructose 2,6-bisphosphate metabolic process
Cellular component (GO): 6-phosphofructo-2-kinase/fructose-2,6-biphosphatase complex; cytosol
Molecular function (GO): 6-phosphofructo-2-kinase activity; fructose-2,6-bisphosphate 2-phosphatase activity; ATP binding
Source: RefSeq, a predicted model, not a curated record
CUACUUGGGCCCAUAUUUUAUUUCAAAGUGUGAAAGCUACUGAGACCUGCUUCCAACACCUUUGCCUCCCCACCCUACACAGGGUGUAAGCACAUGAUCUUUGGUCUUUUAUUUGCAUACUCUAAUAGUCCUGUCUUCAUUGGAGGGAAGUGGCUGGCCAGACCUGGGCUGUCUUGCUGGCUGCCCUCCUUUGCUGGAAGGAACUUAUCUCCUAUGUACACAGCCCUUGGAGUUCAGAGGCCUCUGCUGACCUCUGCCCAACCUCUCCCUCUCUGCACUCAAGCCCUCACUGGUACAUACAGGAGCAAAAGCAGGCAAGGACUAGGAAAAAGGAGAGGAGGCUGGAGACAGGCUGCCAGAGGGCUCAGAAGCCCAGCUCUUCUCCCUACCCCAACUCUCUCCACCUGCUUCUGUGGCCACAGCAACAGAAGACAGUUAGCAAGACAAGAAGCCCUGGUCCAUAAGGACCGGUACCUUAUGGAGAGUGGUGUCAUUAGCUGUGACACCUAAGAUGUCUCAAGAGAUGGAAGAACUCACCCAAACCAGGUUGCAGAAGAUCUGGAUUCCACACAGCAGCGGCAGCAGUGGGCUGCAACGGAGGAGGGGCUCAUCCAUACCCCAGUUUACCAAUUCCCCCACAAUGGUGAUUAUGGUGGGUUUACCAGCUCGAGGAAAGACUUACAUCUCUACAAAGCUCACCAGAUAUCUGAACUGGAUAGGAACACCAACUAAAGUGUUUAAUUUAGGCCAGUAUCGAAGAGAGGUAGUUAGCUACAAGAACUACGAAUUCUUUCUCCCAGACAACAUGGAAGCCCUUCUUAUCAGGAAGCAGUGUGCUUUGGCAGCCCUGAAGGAUGUCCAUGACUAUCUCAGCCAUGAGGAAGGUCGCGUUGCGGUGUUUGAUGCCACCAACACUACCAGAGAACGACGAUCACUAAUUUUGCAGUUUGCUAAGGAACAUGGUUACAAGGUGUUUUUUAUUGAGUCCAUCUGUAAUGACCCUGGCAUCAUUGCAGAAAACAUCAGGCAAGUGAAACUUGGCAGCCCUGAUUACAUAGACUGUGACCGAGAAAAGGUUCUGGAAGACUUUCUAAAAAGAAUUGAAUGCUAUGAGCUCAAUUACCAACCCUUGGAUGAUGAACUGGACAGCCACCUGUCCUACAUCAAGAUCUUCGACGUGGGCACGCGCUACAUGGUGAACCGAGUGCAGGACCACAUCCAGAGCCGCACAGUAUACUAUCUUAUGAACAUCCAUGUCACACCCCGCUCCAUCUACCUAUGCCGGCAUGGUGAGAGUGAACUCAACCUCAGAGGCCGCAUUGGAGGUGACUCUGGCCUGUCAGCUCGGGGCAAGCAGUAUGCUUAUGCUCUGGCCAACUUCAUUCAGUCCCAGGGCAUCAGCUCCCUGAAAGUGUGGACAAGCCACAUGAAGAGGACUAUCCAGACAGCUGAGGCUCUGGGCGUCCCCUAUGAGCAGUGGAAGGCCCUGAACGAGAUUGAUGCGGGUGUGUGUGAGGAGAUGACCUAUGAAGAAAUUCAGGAACAUUACCCUGAAGAAUUUGCACUAAGGGACCAAGAUAAAUAUCGCUACCGCUAUCCCAAGGGAGAGUCCUAUGAGGAUCUGGUUCAGCGUCUGGAGCCAGUUAUAAUGGAGCUAGAACGGCAGGAAAAUGUACUGGUGAUCUGUCACCAGGCUGUCAUGCGGUGCCUCCUAGCCUACUUCCUGGAUAAGAGCUCAGAUGAACUGCCAUAUCUCAAGUGCCCUCUGCACACAGUGCUCAAACUCACACCUGUGGCGUAUGGCUGCAAAGUGGAGUCCAUCUACCUGAAUGUGGAGGCCGUAAACACACACCGGGAGAAGCCUGAGAAUGUGGACGUUACCCGAGAACGUGAGGAAGCCCUGGACACCGUCCCUGCCCACUACUGAGUCCUUUCCAGGAGGCCAAACUACCUCUUUCCUCACUGUAUUCCACCUCUAGAAGCUUCUACCUUUGUUCUUCUUCUACACUGAGAAGACUGGAUUUGGCUUCACUGGGAGAGUCCUGCUUUCAGUGAAGAGGCCCUCAGCAGUUCUAAAACAGGUCUUGAUUUCUAGCUACAACCAAGGAGCUGUCUAGUUCUGGAUGAAACUUUUUUCUUAAUUUGCAUUCCCUGAGCAAUGAAAACUUCUCUUGCUGCCUUUAAGAGGGGAGAGAUGGUCAUUCUGAGGCUUCUCCCACAGGAUCUUCUUAAGAUCCUGACCCUGUAAAGUGUCUCUAGUACUGUGGGGGUGUGGAAUGGGAGAGAGCUUCCUGGCAGAAAGAGUCCUGGGGUAGCACCUCCAAAAGUGAGGUAGGAGAUAGAUCCCUGUAACUGCCUGUUGGCCUUGUUCUUUGGUGAGCAGUGUGGCUGGGGGCUUGGCACCAUCAUCCCUAUACUCAGAGAAGCUGUUCUUGGACCACAGUACUCCUCUCUUCUCCAAUUCUUGCUGCCACUCUGAGUGUUAUCACUGUCCAUAUAAAUAAUCCAAACAAUACCCUGGCUUCCCAGCCCCACUCAACUCCAUUGAUCACCCAUUCCAUGGAUGUUGACAUCAUGUAGACUUCUCCCAAGUCUGACUUCUUAAAUAUAAGCAUACCAGUGUCUGACCACUGGCCCCUAGUCCUUACACCUUUCUGUGUCAUCCACAAGAUCCCUAGCAGCAUGCCUCCUACACAGUAGGCAUGCACAUAGUAUUCCUGGGCAGGUCCCAGCAACCCAGUGCUGGAAAAACAUUCAUACAUUCACUGCCUUUGUUCCUUUGUCCUUACAUCACAACCACCAGCAACCCAAACCUUGUAUAAUCCACAUGACUUUUUUUGGUUGAUCACUGCUUGAAGAAAAUCUACAUUUAGCUGCUUCCACAGCCAGCCUUAAAUCCUGUUCAAAGUCAGAGUCAUCCUCUAUUUUCUGGCACUCUAUGCCAUCCCACCUUCUCAGGGAUGCACUACUUCAGUCAAUUCCUGACUAUUCCUUUUCUAUCUACUGUCCUUCUCUGUUGACCCCAUGGUCUAUAAAAUAUGGUAGAGCCUCUCUCCUAUCCCAAUAAAACCCUCACUUGUUUCUAUGUCCACUUCUAGUUAUCUCCCUCUUUCUCCUUCCAUUCUUAUAGAAACAUCUCUAAAAUGAAUCUAUAAUUACUAUCCAGAACCUUCUCCCUCUGCAUUCUGUUCCAGGCCUUCCCCCUCCACAUCUUUGUUCAAGCUCUUAUCCCCUUGCAUGCCAUGCUUUCCCCAGGUCUCUAUCCCACUGAAGUCAUACUUGCCUUUUAGCCUAACCUGGCCUUUUAGCCCACCCUUCCCUCAAGAGUUAUGCUGAUCUCUAGCUCUUCUAUGAACCCAAAAUAUUACUCACAACCUAAGCACAAUUAUAAAAAACUCUAAUUCAUUUUGCAAAUUUAAUGUAACUCUGAUACCAAAAUAUGACAGUACACAAAAAGCAAACAAUAAAGCAGGAUUGGCAACCAAAUUUUUCAUAGCAUGCCAACUUCAGCUGAUUGGUAGUAUUUGCUUUUUGCUUAGACUGCUUGGUGAACAAAGAUUCCAAGGAUGUACCUUGGCUCCAUGGGAAGGAAGGACUGCUGCAACUCACUAGUGAUAUCUGUAAACAUGGGAAAUAAACCUGAACACAAAACACCAAAAAGGAAUAUAUAUUAGCACCAAAUGUACAGUUUUCUCAUACUUCUCCCAUUGUCCUCAUUUUCCCAGCCUGCCUUCCCACCUUGGGGUUUCUUAUAACAUCUCCCAACACUUAUAUUAAUACCCAUGGGCCUUAGCUGUGGAAAUGCUGUAAUUACCUGAAACCUCACUAGCCAUAGGAGAAACUGCAGGCACCAAGGCUGGUGGCUCCACCACCAAAGGCAGCACUGUUGCUCAGUCCACCGCUGAAGCCAGCACUGGUGUUCAGUCCACCACUGAAGCCAACGAUAGAGCUGGGUCCACCACUGAAGCCAAUGCUGGUGCUGGGUUCACCAGUAAAGCCAAUGCUGGUGUUGAAACCACUGCCAAAGCCAAUGAUGCUACUCAAUCCUCCAUCGAAGCUGGUAUUAGGCCCACCACCAUAGCCAUCACUGAUGUUGAGGCUACCACUAAAGCCAGCCCUGGUGCCAAGUGUGCUGCCAAAACCAGCAUUGACGCCCAGUCUACCAUCAGAGCCAUCGCUGGAGAUUAGUCCACCACCAAAGCCAGCACUGGUGCUCAGUCCACCACUGAAGCUAGGACAGGUACUUAGUCCACCACCGAAGCUAGUGCUGGUGCUCAGUCCACCACCACCAAACCCAGUGUUGGUAGUUAACCCAUUGCCAAAGUUAAAACCCACACUGGUGCUAAGUCCAUUAACAAAUCUGGCACUGGUAGCUCCACUGAAGCAGGUGCUGGUGCCAGGAGGGCCACCGAAGCAUAGGUUGGUGUUAGACACAUUGCCAGAGCAGAGGCUGGUGCUGGGAUCUCCACCAAAGCCAAUGCUGGUGCUGGGAGAACUUGCAAAGUCAGUAGUGGUGCUAAGUGCUCCACUGAAGUCAGCACUAGUGUUGAACACACUGCCAAAGCCAGAGUUGGUGGUGGGUACACCACUGAAGCCAGUGCUAGUGCUGACAGCACUACUGAAACCAGCACUGGUGUUGAGUGCACCACCAAAGUCAACACUGGUCCUGAUUGCACCACCAAAGCUGCCACAAGUACUGGGAGAGCCACUGAAGCAGAUGCUGGUGCUUAGUAUACCGUGAAAGUCAGUAAUGGUGCUGGACGAUCCAGUGAAGGAGACACUGGUGCUGAGUAUGCUAUCAAAACCAGCGCUGGUGCUAGAAGAACGACCGAAGCAGAUAUUAGUAGUGAGUGUGCCACCAAAGCUGGCACUAGAGCUGGGAGGGCCACCAAAGCAGACGCUGGUACUGAGUGUGCCACCAAAGCCAGUGCUGGUACUAAGUGCACCACUAAAGACCACGCUGGUGCUGGGUGCACUGCCAAGGCAGGCACUAGUAAUGAGCACACCACUGAAGCCAGCUGUGGGGCUCAGUGUGCCUCCAAAGCCAGAGCUGGUUCCAUCACUGAAACUGGUACUGGUGAUCAGUGGGCCACUGAAACUAGAACUGACCCCACCAUUGAAGCUGGCACUGGUACAAGGUGUGCCACCAAAGCUAACACUGGCUCCACCACUGAAAUUGGAGCAAGUGCUGGGUGUGCCACCAAAAUUAAUGCUGGUUGCACUGCUGAAGCUGGCACUGGUGCUGGGUGUGCCACCAAAGCUAAUGCCAGUUCUGUCACCAAAGCCACCACUGGGACUGGGUACACCACUGAAGCUAACACUAACACCAUUGUGGAAGCUAGCUCUGGUGCUAGCUCCUUUGCUGAAGUCGAUGUUGGUGCUGACAUCUGCAUUUUCUUGGGCUAUGGCCUCAGUUUCAAAUGAAAAUGUGCUCCAGGCCUGAGCAUCAUCGCCUAACUCUUCCCUUGUUAGGUAGUCGAUAUCCAUGUCAUCCCAAUUCCAGGGCCCAGCCACAGCUUCCUCUCCAUUUCCCAUUUGGGAUCUUGCCUCAGCCCUGGCCUCAGCCUCAGCUACAGCCACAGCUGCAGCCUGGACGUCCAUCUCCACUGCGCCCUGGUACUGAGCAGCCCAGUCCUUGGGGUCUCUUUUCUGCACCUGAAAUGGGAAUGAUAAUCAUUAUAAGGAAAAUAACAUUAUAAUGACGUAUUAAGUACAUAUUAUGGGCUUUGUAUAAAACCAAUAGCAGUACUUUUUUUUUAUUCUUCAUUUCUGGGGCUCUUUCAUGGAUCAGUCUUGAGAUCCAAUUUCAGCUUUAAUAACUUAGGUGCUGGGUGACCUUGAAUAAGUCACUUAACCUCACUGAGCCCGUCUUCAUCUGUAAUUUGGGAAAUGGUAAGAGAGUAAAUAUACAUUAUGGAUUAAAUGUUGUGCCCUUCCCCCAAAUUCAUAUGUUAACGUACCACCCAUCACUGUGAAUGUAUUUGGAGAUAGGGCCUGUAUGAAGGUGAAGUUAAAUGAAGUCAUAAUGGUAGAGCUCUGAUCCAAUAGAAUUAGUGUCCCCAAAAAAAGAGGUUCUCUUCCCACCAUGUGAGGACAUAGCAAGAAGGACAUAGCCAGUGGAGAAAGAGGUUUCACCAGAAACUGACACUGCUAGACCCUGAUCUGGGACUUCCAGCCUCCAAAACUAUGAAAAAAUAAAUUUCUGUUGUUUAAGCCACCCAGUUUGUUUUGUUAUAACAUUCUGAACAUAC